Clonostachys solani is the source of this 888-nucleotide messenger RNA. The record is from the annotation of a GenBank genome assembly. NCBI's taxonomy places the organism in Eukaryota, Fungi, Ascomycota, Sordariomycetes, Hypocreales, Bionectriaceae.
AUGGUUGCAAUCAAGCAGGCUUCUUUGCUCUCCACCCUCCCUCUUCUGCUGGCUGUUUCCAGCCAGGUCCUUGCCUCUCAGGAGUCAGAAUACCUCGACCUUGUCUCCCGAGACGAAGGCGCUGUCUACGAGCGCGCCUAUGACGAGGAGAUUUACGAGCGCGAUGUCGAUGAUGAGCUUUACGAGCGCGACUUCGAUGACGAGCUUGAUGAGCGUGACUUCGAUGAUGAGCUCGACGAGCGUGAUUUCGACGAAGACCUUGACGAGCGUGAUUUCGACGAUGAGCUCUACGAGCGCGAUGAAGACGAUCUCUACCUGGAGGUACGAGGCGGUAUGCUCUCCAAGCCUAAGAAGGAGAAGCCCAAGAUCAGCAAGCCUACCCUCCAGGGCGGCUCCAACCCCGUUGCUAUGAAGGACAAGGAUCUUAAAUCAAGCAACCGUCACUCUGCCACAUCGAUGGAGGUCCCCAUCAAGUUUGUUACCAACAAGCACGGAAAGCGUGCUUAUCUGCAAGCCCGAGGCGGCAUGCUUUCCAAGCCUAAGAAGGAGAAGCCCAAGAUUAGCAAGCCUACCCUCCAGGGCGGCUCCAACCCCGUCGCUAUGAAGGACAAGGACCUCAAGUCUAGCAAGAACCGUCACUCUGCCACAUCGAUGGAGGUUCCCAUCAAGUUUGUUACCAACAAGCACGGAAGGCGUGCUUACCUGCAAGCCCGAGGCGGCAUGCUUUCCAAGCCUAAGAAGGAGAAGCCCAAGAUUAGCAAGCCUACCCUCCAGGGCGGCUCCAACCCCGUCGCUAUGAAGGACAAGGACCUCAAGUCUAGCAAGAACCGUCACUCUGCCACAUCGAUGGAGGUCCCCAUCAAGUUUGUUACCAACAAGCGCCACUAA